AUGGAUAUUCCAGAACUCCCCCGUAGGUUAUACACAUCAGGGGAAGAGCCAGAAGCCCACAAUAGCAUUUCGUAUCAUACGGAUAACAGCAAGUUGCAUACUGCUCUUAGGAAAGCUCUUACUGAUGACGAAUUUGAAGAGCUCAAGGAGUCGAGUUUGGGAGUUUUCAUCAAGUUCAAGGAGCAGGGAUUUGGUUGGGCUUCAAGGCUGGUUCACUACAUGCUCAGUUUCAAGCUGGACAUUAAGAAGAAGUAUGAGAUGUGGUCUCUCGUUGGUCCAGAACCUUUGAGGUUUUCACUGUUAGAGUUUGAAAACCUCACUGGUCUAAACUGCGAGUACAUCGAGGACCUUGAGACACCAAAAUGUGACGUUACCCCAGAGAUGGUUUCUUUCUGGGGGAUGCUGGGAGUUCAUCUGGAAGCUGGGCCAACUACUGAUCAGAUAAUAGCAGCACUGAAGAGAUGCGGGGAUUGGUCCAGGGAAGAUCGCAAGCGGCUCGCGUACCUCUCCAUCUUCACUGGAUUCAUUGAAGGGAGAAAGUUUUCAACCGCUACACGAUCUACUCUGGCAAGGCUAGUGAUGGAUUUAGAACGGUUUGAGAAUUAUCCAUGGGGGAGAGUCGCGUUUAAGGUGCUGAUGGACUCUUUGUGGAACAAAGAAAUUGCUGGCUGUUACACCGUGGAUGGGUUUAUACAAGUUCUUCAAGUCUGGACGUACACAGCUAUGCCGGAAUUGGGUGCUAGUAUUGGUGGUCCCAGAGCAGACAGUCCGUCUCCACCGAUACUGGCUUACGAGGGCAGCAGAGGCCGCAGAUCAAUGAAAGCUGCUAUCUUGAGUCAGACCCGCGUGAUCAACUUUGUUGAGAAGGACAUUAGUGAAAUGUGGCCAAAAUGGGACUCUGAGGUUGAGGACCUGCCCGCGGAGAACAUCAUUAAAGUCAUGUAUGAGCGGAGACCGUGGAAGUGGACCAUGGAUUGCUGGGAAGUCACUGGUACUAAGGUCAAUACAAAACCUAAGGUUGUGACUCCAUCGAAGAAGGCCAAAGAGAUGGUUGUGUUGGAGGAGGAGGAGGAGGAGGAGGAAGACAAUCCAAGACCUCGGAAGAAAGCUCGUAAAGAGGCUCCUGAAGAGGCUAGAGAAGAGGCUAGAGAAGAGGCUAGAGGGGUGACCAGAGAGGAGCUAUGAAAAAAGGGUUUAAUAAGUGCAUGAGAGAGUAGAAACAAACAGGCUACCCCUCAAGAUAAACAGCCUACCCCUCUUGCCAAAGAAACCGGGGGUAGAAACAAACAGGCUACCCCUCAUGCCAAUGAAACCGUGGUUAGUAACCAGCCUCCUCCUCAUCAAACCAAACAGCAGCCUCCUCCUCCUCAAAAGAAACAGCAGCAGCCUCCUCCUCUUCAAAAGAAACAGCCUCCUCCUCAAAAGAAACAGCCUCCUCAAAUCAAAGAUAGAUGGUUGCCGGAGGAUACAGCAACCGAGGCGAACUCGGUAAAUAAAGCAGAUGGUGUCACCUCCAAAGAGAUUGUUGCUGUCACUUCCACCGAUCACCAACCGAGCCUCGCUUCCACAGAUCAACAACCGAGCCUCGCUUCCACCGAGCCAAGCGAUCCAGUUUCACAACCGAGCCUGGUUGUAUUGGACAAGCGUGCAAAGAGUAAACGAGCGAAGAAACCUGCUCCUACUGUGAGAUCUCCUUAUAUGGCAGAGAAAAAAAAAGAUAAAGUGGCAGCCUAUAAUCCAUUUCCGCCAGUAAACAAAGAAAAGUUGAAGGAACUCGCUGAUUGGUUGAAAACUGAUCCUCAUUAUUUAACUAAGAUCGAGGACAAACCACGUACAUCACCAACAAGGUGGUACCACUUCCUCCGGACAGCCAGAGGAUGGCUGGAAGACUGCCAUAUAGAUGCUUGGAUUAAUGUGCUAAGGCAGAGGUAUCAGGAGAACCCACAAGCUUUCAGGAGCGAGCGAAUGUGCUUCCUGGAUCACAACUUUUCUCAGUCUUGGAGAGAGCAGUAUCAGCUCUUCAAAACAUCGGAACCUGAUCACAAAGGUUUAGGAAGAGUUCUACCUGGUGGGGCGUCGUAUUUUUAUGACGGAUCAAUACCUUCAUUUUGCCAAUCAAACAAGAAGUGGGGGGAGGACAUUGAUGAUAUCUAUGCGCCAGUGAACUUGGACGACAAGCAUUGGGUUGCUAUUUGGAUAUCGAUCCCUAAGAGGCACAUAGUCGUCUGGGACAGCAUACCUUCAUCUAGUGUACCAGACGCAUGGGAUGCGAUAAUGGAGCCUUUUCUCCAGAUGGUCCCUUAUCUGCUUGUUGAGUGCGCAGCCACCGACGAAAUGCGGGUCAAAUACGGGUUGGAGCCAUACACAUAUGAGAGACCGCUGAAAGGUGUACCCACGGCCAACAAUGGUGAUUGUGGCGUGUACACUGUAAAGUACAUUGAAUGUCAUGCGCUCGGGGGCUCCUUUGACCCUAAAGACUUUGCUAGGUGCAACGCGAAGAAAAUGAGGGAUAAUAUGGCGGUGGAUAUAUGGAAGGAGCUUGUUGAUCAGCAUCUGAAAGAAAAUGUGGAUGGUGAUAAGUUCGUGGGCAUGUAUGAUUAG
Messenger RNA from Brassica napus (rape), 2601 nucleotides. RefSeq lists its product as uncharacterized. Gene Ontology annotation, biological process: protein desumoylation. Gene Ontology annotation, cellular component: nucleus. The transcript has 6 exons. The record is from RefSeq and is a predicted model, not a curated record. Gene Ontology annotation, molecular function: deSUMOylase activity. NCBI's taxonomy places the organism in Eukaryota, Viridiplantae, Streptophyta, Magnoliopsida, Brassicales, Brassicaceae.